AUGCAAAAUGACGGUAGCAAAUUUGUCCAGAAAUGCCACAAGUGGCAGAUUCAUGGAGACUUGAUAAAGGACCCUCCAGCAGAACAAAAUGCUAUGACGUCACCUUGGUCAUUCGCCGCUUGGGGCAUGGAUGUCAUAGGACCGAUUGAGCCAACUGCGUCAAAUAAAUAUCGUUUCAUUUUGGUCGCCAUAGACUACUUCACCAAGUGGGUGGAAGCAGCAUCUUAUUCAUCGGUGACAAAGAAAGUGGUCACAGACUUUGUACGCAACAACAUCAUAUGCCGAUUUGGCAUCCCCGAAUCAAUCAUAAUAGACAAUGGGGCUAACCUGAAUAGCCACUUGAUGAAAGACAUUUGCCUUCUGCAUUCUUAUCAUUGGAUACCGCACUACUUCGGGACUUCCACUAGAGCCACCCCUUACCUAUUGGUGUAUGGCUUGAAAGCGAUAAUACCAGCCGAAGUAGAAAUCCCUUCACUUCGAAUAAUACAAGAAGCUGAGUUGGACGAUGCAGAAUGGAUCCGUAAAAGGUAUGAGCAACUGGCUCUGAUAAAUGAAAAAAUGAUGAUUGCUUUUUGCCAUGGUCGACGAUACCAGCAAAGAAUGGCGCGUGCUUUUAAAAAACAUGUGAGAACUAGGGUGUUUCAAAUCGGGCAAUUGGUACUCAAACGAAUAUUCCCUAAUCAAGAAGAAUACAAAGGAAAGUUCGCACCAAACUGGCAAGAGCCCUAUAUGGUGCAAAAAGUUCUAUCAGGAGAAGCCGUAGUACUUGCUAAAAUGGAUGGUCAAGAGUGGCCAAAAGCGAUAAAUUCAGAUGCCUUCAAAAGAUACUACGUGUGA
Molecule: messenger RNA, 837 nt
Organism: Lycium ferocissimum
Lineage: Eukaryota; Viridiplantae; Streptophyta; Magnoliopsida; Solanales; Solanaceae
Exons: 2
Coding region: 1-837 (278 amino acids)
Biological process (GO): DNA integration
Molecular function (GO): nucleic acid binding
Source: RefSeq, a predicted model, not a curated record